Molecule: messenger RNA, 4230 nt
Organism: Heterotrigona itama
Lineage: Eukaryota; Metazoa; Arthropoda; Insecta; Hymenoptera; Apidae
Source: the annotation of a GenBank genome assembly
AUGUCUUAUAUGUUGUCACAUCUUCACAAUGGAUGGCAAGUGGAUCAGGCAAUAUUAUCUGAAGAAGACAGAGUAGUUGUAAGUUUUUGAUUGAAUUCCAUCAACUUUUACAGGUUAUCAUGUGCGAAAUUUUAUUUAAUACAAAUUUUAUUUUAAUAACUACUCCAUAACACAAUAACAUUAUUAUUUGUAAUCAGUGCAAACAAUAAGUUUUUUACUUAUAAUAAACUAAAUAAUAAUACAUAUAAUUAUAUUUGUUUAAUUUUUUUUAGUUUGAUUUCUAAAUUAAAAUAAAUGUAUCAGAAUUAAAUUUCACAAAUGAAAGUAUAAAUGCAGGUUUUUUUUUUUUAUAACAAAAGUUAAGGGUUAAAGUUUAAAUUUUUUAUUAACAUUAGUUUUACCAGGAAGAGUCAAGUGAUUCCUUUGCAUUCGAACGCAGAUAACUUUGGAAAUAAAUGCUUAAAAUAAUGAAAAAUAAAAUUUGCAUAAUGAAAUAAUAAAAAAUGGUCUUUCAGAUGAAGAAUUUACUUGCAUUUUUUGCCAAAUUGUUCCGUCUAUAGCAACUUUUCUAUUGUUUCGUUAUCUUUAGAGUCUGUAUAUAAUAUUUUUUUUUUCAUCAUCAGUGUUUAAUGAUCAUUCUUACUCUAUGCCAUCAUCACUUUCAAAUAAGUCAUUUUUAGUUUUAAAUUGUCUGUCUUCAUCAAUUUUAGACCAUUUUUCAAUUAUAUUAUUUAUUUCUUCUAAUUUUUUGUUUUUCAAAAUUCUAAAUUAAAAAAAAAUAUAUAAAAUUAAUUAUUAUUGUUAUAAGUUUGUUCUCAUUACUUACUUACCUAAAAUGAUACAUUUAACAUGCAAAUUUCACGUAUAAAUAGUAUUAUUUGUAAUUGAACUCAAUGUGAAGUAAAUAUUUGAAAAAAAACUGGCGAAUUACUGCAAUGGUGUAUAAUUGAUCAUUGUGAUCAAUUGCAAUUUGUUAUAUGAUAGUUACAGUAUCCGAAUAAAAAAGUGAUAUCGUGGAAUUCCUUAAUUAUGUUUAGAAGUGGCACAGAGGAUUUCUAAAUUUGUUUUAGGAUUGUGAUUUAUUUUAUGAUAUUGAUAUUUAUAUGUGGAAUGAUUUUAGAAUAGACAAUAUUUUAAAAUAUUUAAGAGAUUAAAUGACUGUUUAUGGUAAAUAUAGGUAUAUUAUGUACAUAUAUCAGAUUCUGGAGAAAUAGAUUUGCUAAAUUAAUUUUAUAAUUAUUACAGGAAAAGUUAAUUGAAAACAGUGACUAAACAUAGAAAAUAAUUUUAAGUCAAAAUUUUAAAAAUAGUCAGUUAAUUUCAUCCUGUUGAUAAAAAUAAUGUUAAAAUGUUUUAAAUUUUUGUUACUCAUAUUAAUAUUUAUAUGGUUACUCAUUUUAAAUUUUUGUUACUCAUAUUAAUAUUUAUAUGGUUACUCAUAGUAAUAUUUAGAUAUUUUCUUAUCUCUAAAUUUGUGAUGACUAAAAUAUUAUUUAACAAUAAAACUACCAAUGACUAAAUUAUAAAUUGUAUUAGAAAAAUAAAAGUUUCAGGAACAGAGAGAAGUUUAUAAUACAGUGAAAGAUAUAUACAGAAUAAAGAUUAUUUAAAUCUUUAAAGAUGUUAUAACUCUGUGAAAUUUUUAUGAAAAAUUAUAAAUUAUUCAUUUUCAUCGUCCUAGUGGUUCUAUACUUUAUUCGACAAGUUAAGUCAUCAGUGAUAAAUAGAUGCACGUAGCUAAGACAGAAGUGUACUCUACAUUUUUAAUUGCAAAAAUGAAUAUAAAAAGAAAAUAUGACACAAUAAAUAAAGUUAGUUUUAUAUAAUUAAUUUCUCAAAACUAACUAAGAUUUAUAGGGAUCUUAGUUGGAAAUUCUCUAAAGAAUGCAAAAAAAUGUCUAAAAAUUUCAAAUUUGACACGCUAAGUCUGGAAUAUAUCCAUAUCAUAAAUCGAUACAUACUGCCACAUCAGAUUUACAUGAUAAUCCCAGAAAGUCACAAGAAAAUUUUCAUUUUUCUAAGCAUAUAAUGACAAAAUAAUAAAAAAUAUGACUCAUGUCCUUAUUCACAAUAUGUUUAUUUUGCUGGUGGUCAAUGUGGCCCUUUAGUGCACUCAUUUAAUUUUGGUAAUUGUUUUUGAAUAUUAUUGUUUUUGAAUGUUUUCUAGUAUUACAAGUUUAAGAAAAUAACUAUCUACGAUGUUUACACGUGAUAUACGUCUCGAGUAUUAUAACAAUUGUAAUAAGCAUGGUUUGUAAUAAAUUAGCAAAAUUUUGUUAUUGGAAAACAUGUUAUCAGAAAAUAUUGCAAAUUACAAUUUGAAAGAUAUGGAAAUAAAACAUUGGAUAACUUUAAAUAUUGAUAAAAUGUGAAAGAUAAGAAUGUGAAAGCUGGACCUUUAUACAAAAACAAUAAAAGGAAAAUGACAAAUAAAUAAGAUAUAGUAAUGCAAACAUUUGAAGCAUAAAAAAUUCAUGUUCUCUUUUAAUAUUUUUUUAAAUAUCUGAGCAUAGAGUUUUAUUACAUAAAAUGUAUUGGAAAUAAGAAAUGAGAAAUUCAACUCGGAUGUUUUAGGCAAUUUUUAUUAUCAUGAUUUAGAAAAGAAAGCUUUGUCGUAAAUUAAAGCAUGUAGAAUAAUGGAUAAAUAAAAAAUGAUAGAGGUCAGAAUUAGAUAUCAUAGCAAGAUAGAUAUAAAUUUUAUAUCUAAUUUGAUAAAUAGCCAAAAAUAUAUGGAUUUAAUGGAUACAUAUUAGUUACAUUACACAGAAAAAUGGGAUUUUUCAUUCUUAUGAAGUCUACAAAAUUACGUAUUUUUGUACAAAAAAUAUAAAAAUUCUGAAUUAAUUCUGAAUAAAUUCUGAAUAAAUUCACUAGAAAAAAUCUAAUUAGAUUUAUUCAGAUAUGUUUACGUAACAGAAAAGUAAUUUAAAACAGUAGAAGUAAUUAAAAUUGAAAAAAAUUAAAGAAUUGUGUAAAAGAUAUAGUUAAAAAAUGUCUUUCCUAUUCUUUUUUAUCUAAAUAUUGCCAUAUUUAUAAUACUUCUAUUUAUAUUCCUUUUAGGUUCCUUUCUGUAAUUUUUAUAAAUUACAUUUUAUAAAAAUGAUUUUUAAUAUAAUUACCAUAUAUAAUGGAAUGGAUAAUAUGUGAAGUAUAGAAGUAUAUAUUUUUUUGUGUAAAGACAGUAUUGAUGUACAUUAACACGACAAAUUGAUAUAUAUUGAAUUUUUAGACCCAUACUCAAAAAUGUAAAUUCAUAUAAUUUCGCAUCAACUAAUUUCGCAAGUGAAAUAUGCAAAAUACUUUUUUUGAUAUAAAAUUAUAAUCUUAACUAAAUUUUUAAAUGGUAUAUUUCUCGAAAAUAAAGUGUUAUAUGAAAAAAUUAUAUUCUUUUUUGGUUCAUUUUUACAUAACGGUAAUCUUUUGAUCAUCAUCUUUUGACUGGUUAUAUCACAAUUUAGGAAAAAUUUUACAUACCUAAAUGUCAUUGUCACAAAUAAAUUCUUUAUAUAUUUACGAAAAACAUUAUAUUUACAAUAAACAGUAAAUUAGUAUAAAUAAAUAGUAAAAAUAAUAAUUUAAAUAAUUUUUUUGUAUACAAAUUUAGAGAGAAGUUCAAUAUUAAUAUGAGUAACGAUGCAUAUAAAUUGUAUAAAAAUUAUGUAAUUAUAUAAUUAUAUAAAUUAUGUAAUUUUUUAGGUUAUUAGAUUUGGCCAUGAUUGGGAUCCAAUGUGUAUGAAAAUGGAUGAAGUUCUUUAUAAUAUUGCUGAAAAAGUAAAAAAUUUUGCUGUCAUCUAUCUAGUUGAUAUUACACAAGUACCUGAUUUUAAUAAAAUGUAUGAAUUGUACGAUCCUUGUACAGUUAUGUUUUUCUUUCGAAAUAAACAUAUAAUGAUUGAUUUGGGAACUGGAAACAACAAUAAAAUAAACUGGACAUUAGAAGACAAACAAGAAAUGAUUGAUAUUAUUGAAACAGUUUACAGAGGUGCCAGAAAAGGUAGAGGUUUAGUAGUUUCACCUAAAGAUUAUUCUACAAAAUAUCGUUAUUAAUUAAUUUUAUCGAUGAAAGUAUUAUUUUGUAUUAAUUGUGAAUCUGAAAAAAUGUGACAUAACUGAGUUUAUAUUAAGAAAUAAAAAUACAGUGUAAUUACAUAUAAAUAUAACAUUAUAUAUAAUAUAAAUAUAUAUAUUUAUAUUUAUAUUUAUACAGUUUAUUAUAAAAAUAUUAUAUAA